Molecule: messenger RNA, 775 nt
Organism: Bradysia coprophila
Lineage: Eukaryota; Metazoa; Arthropoda; Insecta; Diptera; Sciaridae
Source: RefSeq, a predicted model, not a curated record
CGUCAUGCUUUUGAGGUGAGUACGUCAAUUGUACAAUCAGCCCGUAUCAGUGUGGAUAAACGUUUCUUCGUCAGGACAUUCGUAUUUAAGAAAUUUGUGUAUUUGUCAAAUAUAUACAAUGGAAUCUGACCAGAAUCAAGUACAUUUAACGACUCCAGUAUCUUGCAAUGACAAAGAAUUGAAUUGUGUCUCAAGUCCAUUAAAUCAUGAUGCUAAAUCGCCGACGAUGCUUGAGAACAUGUCUGAUAUGGAAGAUGAUGGGUCGCUUAACGUAAUUCUUCGACGAGAAGAUGCAACUGAGUCAAAAAUGGAUGAGAUGAUGGACAAGCUCCUGGAAAUUCUCGAUGAAACGAUUACCAUUUUAGAUGCAGACGUCGAUGAAGAUGACAACAGUGGUUAUUACGUUUUAUCUGACCCGAAGGGUCAAAAUGAGACAGUUGCCUUGGGUGAUGCUAUCAUUGCAAAAGAGAAUUCCCAAAAUAAUCAUACCGUUGGUUGUCAAACAGAAGCUGAAGGUGAAAAUAUUACCUCUGCCGUCUCGAAGAAUCAGAAUGAUGGGACAAGUUGUGAAUUGAAUGAAUUAACCGAGUCACUCAUGAUUGUCCUGAUGUUGUUUAGUUUAUAUUUUCUACUAUCCUCGAUGGUUUAACGAUGUACAUUUUAUGUUGAGUAUAUUAAGUGAAAUAUUGUAGGUGGUAUUGGAUUAUUGAUGAUUGUUACAGAAUAGUGGAAUAAAAGUUUGGUAUUUUACCAUAGUUCUUGCAUACUCCGGUGA